AUGCUUCCGUGGCCCUGCAACGCAGCAAGUGGGAUGCAACUCCGUGCAAAACUGUCGCUUUAUGCAGGAGCCCUUGCAGCCCACCUGGAACACCAGCAGCGUAAUGCUCUUGCAGCAGCUGCUGCAAACAAAGCGGCAGGGAGAAGCAUCCUCAGAGGCUGCUCAAAGGACUACCGAACGGCAGCGAACGGGGAGGGAGGUACAGCAACUACAGCGGGGAGUAUUACUUGCAGCAGCAGCAGCGGCUUGGGCAGCAAUCACCAGGCCAUCCGUGAUCUGCACCAAGAGCCCAUAUCAGCGUUAGCAGUAAAAGCCAGUACAGAAGCGAAUGCUGCACGGCAUGAGGCCUGUGGUGGUGCUGAUUUGGCCGUUGAGGGGUCAAAACAACAGCGUUUGCUUCGUACCAAACGCGCGUCAACUGAGCAACAGGGGCAGCAGCGCCAGCUGCAAGGGGCCCCAAAUAGCCUAAUGGGCCAGAACCAGCAGCAAGUGCCGUUGCAACGGUUGCAGCGGCAGAAGGAGCACACUCAUCCAGGACUCCUUGAGGGAUACCCAGCUUUUCAGUGUCCUGGGGGUCGUCGACUAAAAGUCAUGUAUUGCAGAAGCAUCCAAAAGAGCAACAGCAAGGGCAGCGCCAAUUGCAGCACUGGUAAAUGCAGGAGCAGCAACACAAAAGCGAGCAUGAUUGGAAUUGGGAGAACCAGCAGGUGCUGGUUGCUGCCCAUGUUGCAACCUGAGGGUGGCAAUGCAACAGCAACGACAACAGCGAGCAUGACAGCAGUUACCGAAGCAGCAACACAGCAAAGAGCGGCAUCGGCAGCGAACCCAACCGCAGCAUAUGUAGCGCACCAGUCUGCUUUGGGGAGGAUGUGCAUUUUCCCAGCUAAGGAAAGAUGCAACAACCACGAGGGUGCUUACAACAGCUGCCGCGCACCAGGAUGUCUCGCUGAUGCUUCUGUUCUUGCUGCAUCUGCUUCUGCUGGCCGCACCUAUAACACAUGCUAUGACUCAACUACCUACCACAGCAGCAGCAGCAGUAGCAGCAGCAGCGUUGUUGGCUUCAUUGCCAACAGAGGAUUGAGCAAGCCAAGCAACCAAACGGGCCGUGGAGAAGCUUGCGCCCGUGUAAAGGCCCCCAAAACAUCUCUACAACAGCAGCAACACCGGCAGCAGCAACCCUCUGGCCAUCCCAAGGUUCGCCUAAGUGCAUGUGCUUGGAUUGGCAGGAUCGGCAGCAACAGCAGCGGGAAAGGUGGCCCAUGGCGAGCUAAUCAACUGAGGAAUUGCUUUAGCGGCAGCAGCUGUUGUUGCAACAGAGCGCUUGUGGAGGAGCAAAUUAAAAGCUGCAAAAACAGCAGCAGCAGGCGAUUGAUGCCUGUCACAGGCGUCAUAAGCAGCACGAAUAUGAGACACAUCAACAGCAUCUUAUUAAGACCUCACAACGGCAGAAACGUGUCAAAGAAGCAGGGUGAUGUGGGAAAGGCGUUGGGCAAGCUGCUGCAGGCGCUCGUUAUCGCUGCAGCUCGAGUUGCCGUUGGCCCUGUCUCACCAAGCAAUAGCACGGUUGCAUUGCCACUGGGCCUCAUGCCCUUGGGGGCCGUCGACAGCCGCUCCUUUUUGUUUGUAGCAACUCCCUUGCCUCCUAUCUUCGCGUUUUGCUUCCUUCCUCCGCUGGGCCGCUGCCUGCUAAUGAGUCCUGGUGGAGCGCCGCAUACCUUUCCUGCUCCCGCUGUACAGCAAAUCGAUUCUUUUGUGUGGGAGAUAGGUCCUACGCUGAGGAGCAGCAGCAGUCAAAAUAGCAGCAGUGUUAUGGCAGGCACUGGCGAGUUCUUGAAUGGGGGGCCCACUUCAGGGGCACCCCAGUCCGUGGUGCCGGUGAAUGGGGCCCUUCAGGAAGGGCCCCCCUCCCCGGAUUCGAGGCGUGAUGAGUUUUAUCUGACAGAUCGUCUGCCGCAUGCAAUGGUCUUAGAUGCGUUGCCUUACGUCGACCCGCUGCCCGCUGAGCAGCAGCAGCAAGUGCAGCAGCUGCUUCAGCAGGAAAUGGCAGCAAUAGCACGGGAGGCCGGUGGCCCUGAUAGUCUGCCAGACUACCUCAGCGACCUCCCGAUACCUAAAACGCCCGUCCUAGAUGAUGCGGAGACCAUGUUAGGCAAGGAGAUCGCCCGGAAGGCAAAGGGUUAG
This is a messenger RNA of Eimeria maxima, 2181 nucleotides long. RefSeq lists its product as hypothetical. Lineage: Eukaryota; Apicomplexa; Conoidasida; Eucoccidiorida; Eimeriidae. Bases 1 to 2181 code for a protein of 726 amino acids. The transcript has 7 exons. The record is from RefSeq and is a predicted model, not a curated record.